CUGCUGAAGGAGGCGGAUUUGAUCCAGCCAGGCCCCCGUGGUGGGGGUGGUGUUGCGGCACCGUAGCGGGCUCGAACAACGGGCAGGCGGCGGCUCUCUCCGCUCCCGCUCGCCUUCCCGUGCGCCACCCCCGCAGCACGCGCCGCGCCUCGACCUGGCCGGAGCCCGCCCAAGGCGUAUGUAUGCGAAUCAUGCGCACUGUGGUGGCGGCGGCUGCUUCCUCUUCCGGCCUCAAGAGCAACGGCGCGGUCGGCCUGGGCGCGUGCUCAUCAAGUAGCACGGCGAGGCUGAGCCGUCUCCCUGUCCGGGGCAUGCGGCGGCUACCAGGACCUCGACUUCUCUCGUGCCGUGGAGAUCGUGGAUAAAGCAUGCGUCUCUGUGGUGAAAUGGAUUCGUGUCCAUCAACAAAAUUUCUGGAUGUGGAUCUGAAGAUAAUUGACGUAUACUUCCAUCCAAAAGAAGUUCUUGUUAAAUUUCAAGGCUCCUAUAACACAGAAUGUGAUUUUGACUACCACAUACUACAACAUGAAAUACAGCAAGUGUCCAAAAUAAAAGAGAGCAUUGGUAUUGGUGAAUUUUGUUUAGUAGAAGAUCCAGAUUUUGGAGAGUGGCACAGAGGAAGAGUAGUAAAAAAGGAGAACCACAUGUAUGACGUAUUUCUCAUAGACUGUGGAAAAGUACUGGUAGUUCAUGAAACUUAUAUUGCUUUUGCCAUUGAUGAGUUGUUUCACCUUCCUCCAAAGACAGUUUGUGGGAUCUUUGCAAAUAUUCUUCCGAUUGAGGAAAAAUGGGCUCCAAAAGCUCUGAAUUACUUUUCAUCCUUGGUAGGCUUGCACAUUAAAGGCCAUGUGCAAGCCAUUUUACCCCACCAAACCUUUCUUUUUGAUGUGCCCAAAAUUACUAGCGAUGUGGUCGAAUUAAAAUUAGGAAAACUAGUGGAUCGAGAUACAUUUCGUCUUAUUGUAGAGAUGUUAACUGCAUUGCCGCAGGAACCCUUGUGUAAUCAAAUGCCAGAUUUACUGCAGCAGAAAUAUACAAGGCCAGACUCUAUGUUCUGCAGUGCUGGGAUUCCACCAGGUUUUGAACCAAUUCUGAGUAGUCUUCAGCCACUUUUAGCUGUAGGUAUGGUAGAGAAAGUGAAAAUAUCAGUGGCAGUCAGUCCCAGUAAAUUUUAUUGUCAGCUUGUGCGACGCCAAAAAGAGCUGGAUGAAUUGAUAGCGAGAAUGUCUUCCUGUUAUGAAAUGGUUGGUAGAGAAAAUGUUCCAUCUUGUGACAAUCUUGGAGUCCUCUGUGCAGCAAGGAAAAGCAAUGGUCAGUGGCACAGAGGAGUGAUGCAACAGCUCCUCUCUGAAAACAAAGUGAAGGUUUGGUUUAUGGAUUUUGGCAGCUAUGGGACUGUUCCUUCCAGUUGUGUUCUGAAGCUUCAACCGGAAUUCAUUUCAGUACCUAGGUUUUCAUUUCCUUGUGCUCUGUCAUGUCUUAAUGAUCAAGAUGAAGCUGUAAGAAAUAAUCAGCUAAAAAUUUUUAAGGAGACCUUGUUAAGUCAAAGCCCUGUUCAUGCUCACAUUGAUCUGUUCAGUGCUAAUGAACAUUUGUACUACGUUACAUUGCACAAAUAUGAAUCUAUGAUGAAUAGUGAAUACUUAUCUAAUGGAGGUAAUAAGGUUUCAAAGGGCUGUCCUUCAGAAAUCACAUACACAGAUGGGGACAUAAACCUUCCUGAAGCAAAACCUGUCUUUGCUAAGCAUGUUCAUGUGGCUACUCCACAAUCAGCAGAUUCGUUAGAUAAAAAGGACUCUCUCUUAACAGACUCUCCUUUAGCAAUCCCGUGCAAAAGAGCAGAACUGAAAAUAGAUUCUGUCUAUGUUGCUUUUGUAGAGUACGUAUUAAAUCCUUCAAAUUUUUGGGUUCAAACUAAUGAUUAUCUAGAUGAGUUUGAAACCAUGAUGAAAAGAAUCGCAGAUGUGUAUGAUGCAAGUAAAACUGAUGGCCUCCUUCUGGAAAAGCCAGAACCUGGAAAGUUAUGCUGUGCACGAUAUAAUAAAGACAUGCAUUUCUACAGAGCUGUCAUUAAGGAAGUAGUUGAUGAUUCUGUUAAUGUUUAUUUUUUGGAUUUUGGGAAUACUGAGACAGUGCCAGUCCUUGAUGUGCGAACUUUGCUUCCAGAGUUUCAAGAAUUACCAGCUUUAGCCAUAUGUUGUUCACUUGCUAAUGCAUUUGCAAUUCAGGACAUAUGGAUUAAAAAAGAAACUGACUUCUUUAAAAAAAUGGUGUUUGGCAAACCAAUCACACUUCAAGUCACUGCAAAACAAAACAAUAACUACUUUGUCAGUGUACAGUGUAUGAAUGGCUUGGAGCAAGUUGAUCUUCUCAUGUGUAUGGUUCAGGCUGGAUAUGCUGAAUACUGGGAAGUAAAGCAAGAUCAGUUUCUGAACACUGCUGGAGAUUCCAAACAAGAGAAACCCAUUAUGCAGAAGAAUACAUUAAUGAUGCCUAGAAAUGCUAAUCGGAACAAGAAAUUACUAAAUAUUCCUCCUGUGACACAGGAUGCUGCUGCUGCUUCCUUAUGGUCGAAGAGCACACUUUCCAAUAAAAAUGAGAAAGCGUUUUGGAAAGGUGAUAGUUUGGGGCCUUAUAAAAAGUACCAGUUUAAACCAGGAAUGGUAUUAGAUGUUUUAUGCUGUCGUAUUACUUCACCCGGUGACUUUUCAUGUCAGAUACAAACUAAACUACCAGAGCUAAAUAACUUGAUGAGUCAAAUUCAGUCCCAUUACAACACUUGCACUAGCCUGUAUGAAAGUGGACAGCUUGCCUGUGUUGUGAAACAUUCAAAGGAUGGACAGUGGUAUAGAGCUGCUGUUCUAAAACAUGUGUCUGGAACUGAAGUUGAUGUAGUGUUUGUAGACUUCGGUAAUUGGGAACGGGUUUUGCUGAAAGACCUUCAAACUAUUCUUCCAGACUUUCUGACCUUGGAAUGUCAGGCAUUCAGAUGUUGUCUCAGUAGCGUGACUGAAUCCUUAAUAUUUGACCCAUAUAAGUGGACUGCAGGGGCAUGUCGUGAUUUUGAACGCUUCAUUUCUUCUUCCAAAGGACUAUUGACUUGUACCAUUUCUGCCCUAAUUUUUAAGAGCCCAAAUUAUUUAUAUAAUUUGGUUGAUUUGCAGACGCCAUUUGUUAGUGCACAGCAGUUUCUCUUGGAAUGUGGCCAUGCCCAGUUUUGUGCUUUUGAACUCACAAGAUCAUUUGUACCUCCCUUCUUUCUGUUCAGCUUUUACUAUUCAUCUUUUAAUGUGAAAAUUGGAAGUGAAGAGGAGGUAUGUGUAACCCAUGUACACAGCCCUACAAAAUUCUAUUGCCAGUUAAAUAGAAAUGCAGAUGAUAUUGACAAACUGUCAGAAAAGAUGGCAGAGAUUAGUCAAGCAACAAGCUGUCCAAGCCAAGUAAACACAUACAGUUUAUGCUUGGCCAGAUAUCUUGAAGAUGACCUCUUUUACAGAGCUUUAGCUUUUCCUGCAGGAUCAUCAGAUUACUUGUUGGUAUACUUUGUGGACUUUGGGAAUAAACAGUUGGUACCAAAAGAUAAACUGAUACCAAUUCCAGACCAUGCAUCAGAAAUAUUAUUCACUCCUAUGCAAGCUAUCAAGUGUUACCUUUCAGAUCUAAGAGAUACUGAUAUUCCAGCUGAGAUAAAUAUAUGGUUUGAGAAGCAUUGUUUAGGAAAAGAACUGAAGGCAGUAAUAGUAUCUAAAGAAUCUGAUGGUCAGCUUGGUGUGGAGUUGUAUGAUGGCAAUCUACAAAUAAAUAAGAAGAUUCAAGAAUUAUUGAAAGAUGUGAAGAAGUGUGAUCCUGACCCAAAAGACAGAUAUAUGUGUGCAAAAAAGUCUGUUGGAAAUAAAAAUAUGGUGCAUAAAGUAAAGCUGAACACAGUUAAAACAAAAGAUAAAAAUGAAGUAGUUGAAUGUGAAAGAGAAGCAGGAAAUCAUAUACAUUCUUCCUAUCAGGGUGAUGGUCAAGUAUGUCCUGGAUAUGGAAAAGAAAUUAUGGAUGAACUGCAGAAAGAGUCCAGCAGGACUAUAACGCUUCCAAUAGCCUCUGAAAAUACAAAACGUUCUAAAGAAUUUUUGCAAGAUCACAUAGAUAAAGAUGCUUCUGGAGAACUUAAACCUAACACUGUUGACCCUACUUUGGCUUUGAAGGAGAUGCCUGCAGGUAAUAUAAUUGAAUUGUAUGAUGGGAGAAGAAGCCAUUCAGGACCAGAAUGGAAUAGCACUACUAGGCUAAAAUAUACAAAUCUUCUACAACGCAAUAUUCAGCCAAAUGCCAAACUUGCAGGUUAUAUUUCUUUUGUCUUUAGCCCAUCACAUUUCUAUAUUUAUCUUGCAGAGGAUGAAAAUAAAAUUGUGUGGCUUGCUGAGGAACUGAAUGGAGGCACAUUAGUGUUAGAGCCAGAAACAGAUAUUGAACUUGAAGAAGGUGACCUUGUUUUAGCAGAGUAUGAAGCUGAUUGCUGCAUAUACAGGGCUGUUGUUAGACAAGUUACAUCAGAAAAAUCCUGUGAAGUAGAAUUCAUUGACUAUGGUAAUGUAUCGGUUGUGAAUGCAUCAAAAAUCUACAAGAUGGAAGAGGGUUUCUUAAAAUUACCAAGACUCAGCAUACACUGUUUUCUUAAAGCAAAGUGUGGAUUUCCUGAUGGCAACUGGAGUAAUGAUAUUGCAGCCUACUUUGUCAGCAAAGUAAACAAUCAGCCAGUAGUUUGUGAGUUUUUACAACAGCAUGGCCAACAGUGGGAGGUUGAUUUAUUCUGUCAUGGAAUGCCUAUAACCAAUGAGUUAAUGCAGAAAGAAGUCAGUUUAGGUUCACAUAAGUUGCUUAUGUUGAAUCUUGACAAAGUUGCAAAGCAGCUUUCAUUAACAGAUACUGAUGGGAGUGAGCAAACCCGAAAACCAGAAAGUCAAACUGUUCCUGAAGUAUCUGAGCCCAGACCAACUUCGACAACACAUCCUAAAAUCAGCUACAACCAGAUAAAACCUGGACAACUAGAAAUUGCUGAAAUGGGCCAUAUUUCAGAAGAUGGAAAAUUCUUCGUGAAAUUAACUAAGGAUAUACAAACAUUGUCUGAUUUAAAUGUGAUGACAGCCCAAGAAGCAGAUAAGAACCCUGUACUUCACAUAGAAAAUAUUAAGGAAGGUUUAGAAUGCUUGACAAAAUCCGCAGAAACCUUGAAAUGGCAUCGAUCUGAAGUUGUAAAGAAGUUUGUGGAUAAAGAAAAUAUGUUGGUUUUUUUAAUGGAUUUGGGAAAAUAUGAAAUUGUGUCAUUGUACAAUGCAAAAAUGCUAAGUAGCAAGAUCAGGGAUAUUCCCAGGAAUUCAUUGCUGUGCAAAUGGGUUUAUAUUGAAAACCUAGGUGACUUGCCUUUUGAGAGAGUGGUGGAGGUGAUAACAUGUCAUGAGAUAAAGAUCAGGUUUCUGACAUACAUAGAACAUGCUUUUAUUUGGGAAGUAGAUAUUUUAGUAGAUGGGAUCUUGCUUUUGGAAUAUUGCGCUCAAAUAUAUGGUCAGAGAAAGCUAGAGGACUGUAAGUUACCUGAAAGUAUAAAUUAUUUGGUUAAAAAAACACAUGAAUCGUCAUUCAGGCUGAAUUCAAUAGCUUGGGCACCAUUCCAGAAAGAUAGGUGCUAUCCUGGGUUUGUCACUUCAGUCACUGAUCCUUCAAGCUUUUGCAUCCAAUUAGAAGAUUCAUUUGAGGUUCUGAAAGCACUGUUCAAGCUACUUACUGACCUUCCAGACAGCCUGCCAGCUAUCCCAUGGGAACUUAUUGUUCCUGGUACCAGUUGUUUGAUAAAGAUUGGCAAAAAGUGGAACAGAGUUGAAGUUUCUGAAGUUUCCAAUGUGGUAAUACUUACUUUUAUUGAUGAUGACGGAUUAUCAGUUCCCAUCCCUAUUUCAGAUAGCCACAAGCUGAAAGUUAUUCCAGAUAAGCUUGUUAGAUUACCACGACUAACUUACCCUUGCGCAUUGUUUGACGUGCUACCCACUGAUGGACAACAGUGGAGUGAUAAAGCUAAACUCAAAAUUCAAAAAUUUCUUGCUAGACAAGGUCUUCUAUUCCAAUUCAAACAGCAUCAUCAUGGAAGGUUAGAGGUAGAUGUCUUGUGUGGGCAGCAAAGUGCAGCAAAUUUAUUGGUUGCUUCUGGCUGUGCUGUGUGUUAUAAAACUGCACCCUGUUUGGGUUCAAUUAAUUGUGCAGAAGUUUGUCAGUUGAAAUCACUAAUUACGUGUGAUCCUCUGCAAAUAUCUAAUCAGGGUUGUGGUACAAUUAUUGCAUCAAAAAAGGGGGAAGAGUCACAGCAAUCAGAUUCUCAAUUCAAAUCUUCCUGUCUCCAAGUUUCAAGACUGAGAAGCCCCAACAGACGAUGUAAGAAAAGAGAGUUGCAGAAGACACACAGUAAUAAAAGAAAUGACAAGAGCUUACUUUGCAAAGAACAACCCUGGCAAACCUAUCCCACAGGCAUUUUCUCAAAAGCAAUGCAUGAUCUUCUUGCAUUGAGCACUGAGAUUGAUGGAAUAAAAAUUUGUAAAAAAGAGCCUGUGAGAAGAACACUUCACUGAAAAGGUUAAAACUCAUUAAAUGGAUUGUUUGGGAGCAAGUAAUGGAUAGACAAGUCAACAGAUCGACUUCCACAUGUAAAAGGACAGAAGAUAACUGACUGUAAAAGGCCAAAGUCUCUCACAGAAUUACUGCUACAUAAGUAUAACCUCAAAGCUAAACAUCCAUGAACUUGAAAAGUUGUGACUCUUCGGCCUAUAAUGCUGACACUGAGUGGCAUCUUUUGUAUUUGGUUCUCCCCACCCCAUAUUAAUGAUAAUCCUUUAUCAGUUUUUUUGUUUCAUACCUUGAUUUGGUAUUUGUUACUAGAAUGACAAAAAAAAAGAAAGGAACUGACAUUUAUUAUUGCUGGAUGUUUUCCAGCAAACAUUAAUUUUGUAUCCUGUGGGCAAAGAUGUGAUGGUCCUGUUAAAUCAUAAAAACCCUCCUGCCCUAAUUUUUACUGCUUUAUUGAAACUUGCAUCUUAACAAUAUAGUCACGUCUGUCUUGUUUGUUUUUUCAACAAUGCCCAUCAGAAAUCAGCUAAAUUCUGAAAUGCUGUACGUACAGCCAAUCCAUGGGACACUUCAUGUGUGUGGCAGUCUGUUGCCGAAGUGGGAAUCACUCCCAUAUCUGUCCAUCUAAGGAACAAGUUGAUGUGAGAAGCAGCAACUCUCGUUUUCAACCAUGACUGAAAGCUGUGAAUUUCUGCCUAAAACACACUGCUGUGGCUCUUGCCUCUGCCCAAGCCUGCUAGUUUAAUGUUUCUACCCACCCUGAGGCUUUGAUUCAAACCACGUUUAAUAGGAAGCAUAUUCCUUUGAUUUCAGUGAAACACAAGUACAUUGAUCUUAUAAAUGGCAAGACAAAUAUGUGGAAAUGAACUUCCACACAUAACAGCAAUUCCAGGUUGUUGUUUUUUUGUUGUUUGUUUACUUGUGGUGCAGUCCUCUGCUUUGUCACCUGUAAAUGAGUCUCGGCACUCACAACGAAAGUUUAAAAAAACCUAUCACUUUUUAAAAUAUUGAUGAGGCGGCAGCAGUAUUUUUUGCAUAUCAAACUAAAGUCUGUCUAAGGAAUAAGCCACAUGUUAGUAUUCUUCUGUCAUGCAGGAAGAAGGAAUUGUUUGCUAUUGAGUAAUGAAAGAAACCAGUGUUCUUCAGCUCUGAAUGCUGGUAUGAGUUUUACUGGUCAUCCUGUUUUAAGGAAUUGGGAAGCCAGUUAUACUUUUAUUUGCUAAUAUGUCACGUAUACAGUGUUUUAUGUAUGUGUGAUGGAUAUACUUGAAAAUUCAAAUCCAGAGAACCCCAUGAAUGCACUAGGACAUCCAAAAUGUUGCAGUUCUAUUGCAGGUUUUCAUGCUGCUUUGGAUACCAAUUCUGAGAAUUUCCCAAUUUUGUGGAAUGACUUCUUGGGGCAGGAGAGGAGCUGCAAUGGGAAGGGGAGCUCUCCCUAGGGCUCUGAAUUCUGCAUGAGACACUUCUCUCUUGAACCUAUUAGUUGUUGAAAACCAGCCUACAGAUUAAAAUGCAUGCUGAUGAUUAUUAUAUCUAGAUCCGGAUAUCCUGUCCUGUGUAUAUACCUGUGGCAGAGUUGAUUAAAAAACCUGCAAAGUGCCUCGAGAAGCCUCCAACUGACUGUGGCAACUGCUAGUUCUUAUAAGAGUUUGUCAGCUGGAAAGCUUGUUCACUAAUCCUUUUAAUAGUGCAGAAAUUCUUCGUGCAGCAUUAAGGAGGAUCUCUCUCUCUUUAGCCUUCUGGUGUGAACUAGGCCUGUGCAUGCAUGUCAUCUCAUAGAAUCUCAAAAAUCUUAGUGUAUUGGGCAUUUUCAAAGUACUAGGUUUAUUUUACCACUGAUUAACUAGAGAUUGAGAUAAUUGGCAUGCAUUGUAAAAAUACAUAAAUCCAUGUCAAUUCUACUGGAAGAAACAUGCCAUUAGGAUGGGUUUGGAUAUCGGAAGAUGUGUUUAAAUUGCAUUGUACUUUGUUUAAAUAAAAAAAGGGAAUUUCAGUGA
Hemicordylus capensis (graceful crag lizard) is the source of this 8600-nucleotide messenger RNA. It is a transcript of the gene TDRD15, whose product is annotated as tudor domain containing 15. The record is from RefSeq and is a predicted model, not a curated record. Gene Ontology annotation, biological process: spermatogenesis. The coding region runs from base 369 to 6608 and encodes 2079 amino acids. Lineage: Eukaryota; Metazoa; Chordata; Lepidosauria; Squamata; Cordylidae. The transcript is spliced from 4 exons.